Heteronotia binoei (common prickly gecko) is the source of this 5636-nucleotide messenger RNA. RefSeq names its product lemur tyrosine kinase 3 (gene LMTK3). The record is from RefSeq and is a predicted model, not a curated record. The transcript is spliced from 15 exons. NCBI's taxonomy places the organism in Eukaryota, Metazoa, Chordata, Lepidosauria, Squamata, Gekkonidae. Gene Ontology annotation, biological process: protein phosphorylation. Gene Ontology annotation, molecular function: protein kinase activity; ATP binding. Bases 589 to 4947 code for a protein of 1452 amino acids.
GGGGGAGAAAAACCCAACCUCCUUUCCCUCCCAUUUAUCUCUUCCCCCUUUUUUCUCUCCUUCCUUCCUUCUUUCUAUUGGGCUUUUAGAUUUUUUUCCUCCUUCACCUCUUUUCCCAUCCCUCCCUCUGCCCCCCAUCUGCUUCUUUCCAUUCCCUCCCCCCCUCCCCAUGUGAGAUCACCUAUUGUUGCAAUCUCUGUCCCCCCAUCCCCCCCUCCAGUUUUGCAUCAGCCACCUUUGAUAUCUGCCCCCUCCCCAUAUUAUUUAAUAUUUUAUUUUUCCCACCCUCCUUCUUCCUCGGGCAAUGCCAGAAGAUGCCAGGGAAUGAGAGCCAGGUAGCAUCCAGCCGAGCGGUGGCACAUCGUUUGAAGGAUGCGGGUGACACGGUGUGUCGGACACCUUUGUUCUCAGCGGCUGCUGCUCCAUUCCAUCAUUUCUGGUGACUGAAAUCCACCGUGAUUCUCCUUUUCCUUGCUUUGGUGGGUGGCUGUCUCCCCUCCCCACAAGCCCUGCACCUGCGUCUUGGUCCCUCUCCCCGCCUCCCUCCCUCCCCUCCUUCCCUAUCCAUGAUUCCAGACUCCCCCUAAGAUGCUAAGACCAGGCCCCUUCCUUCUUCUGGCUGCGUCCAUGUCGUAUUUCAACCCUGAGAAAGCUUUGGCAGCGCCUUCAGAAAACGAUGGUUUAUCUCAGGGCUGGAGUCCCCUGGCCCCUCCAUACGCUGUGGUCCUGAUCUCCUGCUCAGGCUUGCUGGCAUUUAUCUUCCUCCUCCUCACCUGCCUGUGCUGUAAGCGUGGUGAUGUGGGCUUCAAGGAAUUUGAGAACCCUGAUGGAGAGGAAUAUUCUGGAGAGUACACACCGCCAGCUGAGGAGACCUCCUCCUCUCAGUCCAUCCCAGAUGUUUAUAUUUUGCCUCUCUCUGAGGUCUCACUCCCAUCUUCCAACCAACAGAUGCCCAAGACUGAUCUGGUGAAACACCUGGGACUCAGCAGACAGCACCUCAGUUAUCUGCAGGAGAUUGGAAAUGGCUGGUUUGGAAAGGUUAUUCUGGGAGAAAUAUUCUCGGAUUUCACCCCAGCACAGGUGGUAGUAAAAGAAUUGCGGGUGAGUGCUGGGCCACUGGAGCAGAGGAAAUUCUUGUCAGAAGCGCAGCCAUAUCGAAGCCUUCAGCAUCCAAACAUCCUGCAAUGCCUCGGCCUGUGUACAGAGACCAUUCCCUUCCUGCUUAUCAUGGAAUUCUGUCAGCUGGGAGAUCUGAAACGUUACCUUCGAGCCCAGCGCAAAGCAGAUGGGAUGACCCCUGACCUGCUCACCCGUGACCUCAGCACACUACAGCGCAUGGCCUACGAGAUCACACUAGGAGUGCUGCACCUGCAUAAAAACAACUACAUCCACAGUGAUUUGGCGCUUCGGAACUGCUUGCUGACCUCAGACCUCACGGUGCGGGUUGGUGACUACGGCCUCUCACACAACAACUACAAGGAAGACUAUUAUAUCACCCCUGACCGGCUCUGGAUUCCUUUGCGCUGGGUCGCCCCAGAGUUGCUGGAUGAGAUGCAUGGCAACCUCAUUGUGGUGGAUCAGACCAAGGAGAGCAAUGUCUGGUCGAUGGGAGUGACCAUCUGGGAGCUUUUUGAGUUUGGCUCCCAGCCUUACCGGCACCUCUCAGAUGAGGAGGUGUUAACGUUUGUCGUCAAAGAGCAGCAGAUGAAGCUAGCCAAGCCACGCCUUAAGCUUCCCUACUCGGACUAUUGGUAUGAGGUGAUGCAGUCCUGUUGGCUCCCAGCUUCCCAUCGCCCGACUAUGGAAGAGCUGCACUUGCAGGUGAGCUACCUGCUGAAUGAGCGCUCCAAUGCUCAAGCAGAGGAGAGCUUUGAGUGGCGCUGGAGUGCCCUGAAACCCAAGCGCUCCUCCUCUCCGCCGCCUGCUUCCUCUUCCUCUGCACGCCACCGGCGCCCAUCAGAAGAGAUCUCGGCCUACCCGCUACUGGAUGGGUUCCAUGGUGGCGACAUGGAUGACAUCCUGACAGUGACGGAAAGCAGUGGGGGGCUGAACUUUGAAUACAUGUGGGAGAAGGCCCGUCUGGGAAGAUGGAAGGGGCCUGCCUCGGCACCGCCAGAGUACCCCUCCAGCAAUGGUGGGUUAGCAGUACCUGGGAGCAAUCCUUUCUAUGAACAAACAUCACAGCGUGGGCACAGCCUGGAGACUCCCAGCGUGGUGCCCGUCAUCAGUGCCCGCAGCCCCUCCGUCAGCAGCGAGUAUUACAUUCGCUUGGAGGACCAUGGCGGGGGUGAAGGGCCAGUUUGUGCCCCCAGUCCCGGCUCCCCACCCCAGCCCCUCUUUCCCUCGGAUUGGGACUGCCGCAGCACCCCCUAUCGGCCACAGGAGCAGUCCAACACCAACCCCUUCUUGGCCAGUGGCAGUGGUGACAGCAACCCCUUCCGUGUGGAUGGUGAGAUCCAAGAGACAUCGCUGACUGAAACGCCAUCCGCAGGGGGCGAGACGUUCCUAACCGAGUCUCUUCUCACUGUGUAUCGGGAACUGGAGGACCAGCAGCGUAGCUGGGAUGCCGAGAUGAUGGAAGAACGAGGGGCAGGGGAGACGCUGGCUGGGGACCCCUCGGAGUUCCAGGGGUCUCCCUCAUGGGAGCAGGAACCUUCGUUGAUGGAGGACCAAAGUUCUGGCAGCAGCACUGAUGAUGGUGGGAGCAGCAUUGGGGGUGGGCGACGUAAUCUCUUGCCAUGCCCGCUGUGCAGCCGGGUGCGCUGCACAUGUGCCAUUCCUCGGGGGGAUGUGGUGAGCGGUUGGAGCAACCACGGCCCACCCCUGCGGCGUCCUCAUCGUGACAGCUAUGGCACUGAAGACGACUCCUCACUGAAAGUGGAGCGUGGCUCCCUCUCUGACUGCCCUAUACUGCCCCCUAGGGAUGGUGAUGGUGAUGGUGGAGAACACAGUGAAUUCUAUGACCCACUCAUGGGUGCUGCUGUGAAGACAUAUGAACUCCAGGACUACCCAAAACAAAGAAGUGGAGGAAGCAGCCGUCCGCCCGGAUCGCCCUUCCCAGCUAUAUCCUCUGGAUGUUGCAAUGUGAUUGUUCCCAUAGAAAUACCACCGUUGUCCACUUUGGCGGAGACCAAUGAUGAAGAGACUAUUGCUAUUCUCCCAGAAGCCAUUGAUGGAUUCUCCACUGGUCCACCAACCCUUAGCCUCUCCCCAGCAGCACCAGAGCGACAAAGGGGAACCUUAGACUCAGUGGAUUCCUUGGACAUUCCUUCAAACACCAGUUCCUCCGACGUCUGCAGCCCAGCAUCCCAUUAUUCCUCUCCAGGGCAAAAAUUUGGUGACAGUGGGUAUGAAACAGAAAGCACUUUCUCACCGGAGUUCAUAUUCAAAGAGGAACCCCCGCCAACAACUUCUGGAGAGGAGGAAGAAAUAGAAGUGGAAGAAGGGUCAGACAAACUUCCAGCAACACCAAUCUCCCAGUCCACCAGUGACCUUACCUUGUCGGUGAGUGAGGAAGGGGCGGAGCUAGAGGAAGAGUUAGGGAGGCGCUUAGGACUGGCAACACCUCACCGUGACUCCGCCUACUUCUCCGAUGGGGAGGCAGAGCCCGUUGUGGUACCUGCUGCUGGAAACAAGGAGGAGGAGCCGACCGAGAAGACCAUAGUGGAUGGAGGAUUUGUGGUACAAGUGUGCAAGGAGCAACUGUUGGUCACCUUACAAGAAAAUGUCACACGGAACCUUCUCUGUAGUCAGGGAAUACCAACAUUGACACCUUCUCCCAUUGCCCCGCUGAAGGAUCAGGCUGUUAUCAAGCUGUGGACCCUGGAGCCAGAGGAGGGACACGAGAUAGAUGUAGAGGAGGAAGCCAAGGAAAGCCACGAUGGAGACACCACAGAGUCUCAGCAGCUAGAGAGCAUGGAGGAUAACGAAAAGGAGGAAGAGGAGCAAGAGGAGCAUCAACAGCCUGCGGUGGGAAGUGAAGAACCUGAAGAAGUGCAGCCAGAUUGGGAGGAAGAGAAAAGGGAAGAAGAGGAGGAGCUGGGACAGUCGGGGACCCAAAAUGUAACUGUGUCUGAUAUGGAAGACUUGCAGGAUGCACAAGAAGACCAUUACGUGGCUGCUGAACCCCCCAAAAAGGAGCAGGAAUCUGUUGUCCCCAUAAACCAAGCUGGAGAAGAUAUCAAAGCCAAGUUGUCCAGGUUGUCUCUCUCACUUCCCCCUCUGGCCUUGCAGACGUUCCCUCCACCCGGUGGGGGCAGGAAAGGGCCAUUUUGGGAAGGGGCUGCUCUGGGGGAAGGGCCAACAUUGGGCAGGAGAGAAGCUGCCAUGGCAGCUGAGGAGGAGGAGGAAGAAGAUGCCGAUGAGGAAGAGGAAGGAGGGCUGGCUGGAGGCGGAGGGAGGAGUGUCCCAAUUGUGGUGAGCGAAAGCGACGACGCCCGUAACCUGCGCGGCCUCCUCAAGUCACCCCGCUCGGCCGAAGAGGCAGCUGCUGAGCUCGACCGCAAGCGGAAGAUGGUCUCCUUCUUUGAUGAUGUCACUGUCUACCUCUUUGAUCAGGAGACACCCACCAAUGAGUUGAGUUCACAGGGAGCCCCAGAUGGAGAAGCCCCCACUCCUGGCGCCAUCACAGAACCUGGACUGGAUAGCUUCCCAACAGCAGAUGGCUUCAGUGGCAGUUUUGAGUGGGAUGAUGAUUUUCCCUUGAUGGCCCAGAACCCAUCCUACGUCUCCAUGGUGUCUGAUCCCACUUCUGCCAAGCCCCACACUCUCCUGUCCUCACCAGUGCCCAUGGCCCCCGCCUUGUUGCCAACAGCCAAGAGGGGCGAUUCCAGCCUCGUUGAUGCCCUGCGGUUUUCUCGCUUCACCGUCUCUCCUGCCCUGGAGCCACAUCUGUCUCCGACCUGUGACACUGAAUUGGGAACCACAGCUGACUCCAUUGAGAACUGAGAUGGCAUAGGGGUGAAAUAGCUUUGCCUGUCUUUUCAAGAUGUGGGGACGACGCCCAGUCAUCCAGUUGACUUGCCAGGAGACCACACAAGAGUUCCUGUGGCGGAUGGAGAGACAGAUGCAUUUGUGUGCGUGUGGCGUGCGUUUGCGUGCAUGGGGUGGGGCUGUCGUCACUAACUGGAGCCUGUGAUACAUGGACAAUGGCUCUCCUCCCUCUCCGGCCCAUUCCAUGCGUCCUGCUUGGGGGUGGUGAAGCAUGGAACUUUUUGUACGAACAAUCAUGGGCCACCAAGUGAUGAGGGAGGCAUGGCCUCAGUUUUAGGGGCCCUGGCCCAGCACUGGCUAUUGAAUGUAUAACCCCUCUCCCUCCUUGCCUCCCUUCCGCUCUCUGAUAUGUCCCUUAUAAGGACCCUCUGUGCCAAACUGAGAGGGUGGGGGUCGGGGUGGGAGUGUGUGUGUGGGAAACCGAAACGUCCAGGAAGUUGCCUCUGACCAGCCUCUCUGCAUCUCCUCAAGUCUCAUCGGCUGCCCCCUGGAAUGUGGAACUGGACUGCCAGUUUAACCCCUUCUGUGCCAAAUGAAACUGAAUGGGCUGGUGACCCUCCCCUUUUGACCAGCAUUGUAUCUGAGGGGGGGGAAAGACCAUUGAUUUAAACCUCGGACAAAACUUCACCGGCGAGAUGGAGCAA